Messenger RNA from Sesamum indicum (sesame), 1314 nucleotides. RefSeq lists its product as uncharacterized. NCBI's taxonomy places the organism in Eukaryota, Viridiplantae, Streptophyta, Magnoliopsida, Lamiales, Pedaliaceae. The record is from RefSeq and is a predicted model, not a curated record.
AUGGCUAGUAGGAAAACGACUGCUAGACAGCCAGGCAUAUUGCGAGCGGAGGUGGAUAGCGUUGGAAAGCAGAUUGAGCAGCUAGGAAAGCAAAUCGAAGAGUUGAAGAAAAGGGGAGAGAUCGUAUCGCAGAAUAGAAUCUCACCCUUCACAAAUCGGAUUCUGUUGGAGGUGGUAGAUAGUAGCUUCCGGUUCCCGGAUCUACCCAAGUACGAUGGGAGCAAGGAUCCUAGGGAACAUGUUGCUGCAUUCGAUCUGGUCAUGAAUCUUUACGGCCAGACGGACCCGAUCAAAGCGAAGCUGUUUAUCACUACUCUGAAGGGCAAGGCUCAGGAAUGGUUCACGAGCCUAGGUAGUGGAACAAUUGAUUCUUACGAAUUCACGAGCCUAGGUAGUGGAACAAUUGAUUCUUACGAACAGUUAAUUCAUAAAUUUUCUUUUCAUUUUGCCAGCAAAAGAAAAGCGAAGAGGUCAGCCACCCACCUGUUCACGAUCAGACAGAGGGAGGAUGAAACCUUGAAGGCCUUCAUGGGACGAUUCAAUAACGAGGUGUUGGAGGUCCAGGAUUUAAGGAUCGACAUGAUGGUGAGCAUCUUAAUACAUGGUUUGCAGAAAGGCCCCUUCGCGUCAGCAUUGGCUCGAGACCCACUAAUGAGAACAGAGCAAUUAAUGGAAAUGGCUCAAAAAUACAUUGAUGAGGAAGAGAUGAAUGCUAUGAAGGACAACGAUUGGACAAGGGAUCCAGGACGAUCGAGAGGAGAACGAUUGCGAGAGGGCAAGCAACGAUCUGACAAGGAUUGCGAACGGAGAGGACCGUAUGUGCCUCGAUAUCACAAGUUCACCCCAUUGACAACUACUAGAGAGAGGGUGAUGACGAUGGUCGAGAAGGAGGGCUUCCUGUUCCAUAAAGACAAAGGGCAUAACACGGAGGAUUGCUACCAAUUGAGAGACGAGAUCGAAAGGCUGGUGAGGCAAGGUUAUUUUAAACAUCUGAUUGAUAGGAGAGCUGAAGCAGGUGAUCGCAGCAGGUCGCGAAGCCGUGAGCGACACCAGAAGGAUGAGGCAGGAAAGAGUACAGCUCGGGAUAAUCCACCCACGAAGGGUAUUAUCCAUACUAUAUCAGGUGGACCGAUGAAUGGAGAUUCAAUGAGGUCGAGGAAACAAUAUGCCAGAGAGAGCAGAUCCAGAUACGAACAACAAGUGAUGCACGUAGAAAAACAAGAAAAUAUAGUCUUUGGAGAUGAAGAUAUGAGUUCGGAUACACCUGACCAGAACGAUCCCAUGGUCAUAAAAAUGGACAUCGCCAACUACUAG